Peronospora matthiolae is the source of this 129-nucleotide messenger RNA. The record is from the annotation of a GenBank genome assembly. NCBI's taxonomy places the organism in Eukaryota, Oomycota, Peronosporomycetes, Peronosporales, Peronosporaceae.
AUGAAGAACGCCCUUGCGCUCAAGCAUCUCGCAGAGAGCCUUGUGCUUCCGAUGGUGGGCAUCGACAAGGGUCUGAAGAGCAGCUAUCUCAUCCCGAGACCGAUCAACAAUCCCACGAGCUACCCUUAG